AUGUGCUCCACAGGUGAGGAAAUACUGGCCAAGUCGACGCAGGGGGCGACGUUCCUGAUGAUGGGGCAGCUGUUCGGUAAGCUGGUGACGUUUGUGCUGCACAAUGUGCUGGUGCGGUUUCUGUCGCCGCGGAUCUUCGGGAUCACGUCGUUCCUGGACUUUCUAUCGUCGACGGUGCUGUUCUUCAGCCGGGAGGCGAUACGGCUGGCGACGCUGCGCAUCAAGACGGGCGGGGACGGCGGGCGCGGCGGCGAGAUGUCUGCGGAGCUGCAGACGGCGGUGAAUUUUGCAAACAUACCGAUGUGCAUCGGGGCGCCGCUGGCGGUGGUGCUGGCGGUGUGGCAGUACUCGAACCUCAACAGCUACUUCACGCAGCUGCCGUUCUUCUCGUGGUCGAUCUACCUUGUGCUGCUGUCGAUCCUGGCGGAGCUCGCGAGCGAGCCGCUGUACGUGGUGAACCAGUUCAUGCUGAACUACCGCAAGCGGUCGCAGUUCGAGGGUGCGGCGGUAGCAGCGUCCUGCCUGGUGAACUUCGCGGUGAUCUACUGGUACGAGAACUGGGUGAAUGGGCGCGGCGAGACGGUGCACGACAGCUACAAGCAGGAGGGCAUCGCGGUGCUUGCGUUUGCGCUGGGGAAGGUGGCGCGCGCGAUGACGUUGCUGGCGCUGUACUACGUGGACUACGUGCGGCAUCUGGCACACGAGAAGCUGUUUUCGCUGUCUUUGACGAAGGUGCGCGUGCCGGGCAGCGUGUACACGGCGUACUUCGACUCGGACGUGCUGCAGCACUUCAAGAAGGUGUACUUCCAGCUGUGCUUUAAGCACCUGCUGACAGAGGGCGACAAACUGAUCAUCAAUUCGCUCUGCACGGUGGAGGAACAGGGGAUAUAUUCGCUUCUGUCGAACUACGGCUCGCUCAUCACGCGGAUGGUGUUUGCGCCCAUUGAGGAGUCGCUGUUGCUGUUUCUCACGCGGCUGCUCUCGGACAAAACGCAGCAGAACCUGCACAUAUGCAUGCGCGUGCUGGUGAACCUCGUCAAGUUUUAUCUGUACCUCGCGCUGGUCAUUGUUAUUUUUGGGCCCACCAACUCGUCUUUCCUGCUGAAGUUCCUCAUUGGCUCCAAGUGGUCGAGCACGAGCGUUUUGGAAACCAUUAGGGUGUACUGCUUCUACCUGCCCUUUCUUUCGAUGAACGGCAUACUGGAAGCCUUCUUUGCGAGCGUCGCAUCCGGCGAUGAGAUACUGCGCCACUCCUACCUCAUGAUGUUGCUUUCCGGGGUAUUCUUGCUGAACUGCUGGGUCUUUUUGGCGCAUUUCAACCUUUCGCUGGAAGGUCUUAUCUUCAGCAACAUCAUCAAUAUGACGCUGCGCAUCAUCUACUGUAGCAACUACAUCCGUGGAUUCUACAAGCGGCUGUUUGCAGAUUCCAAGCAAACGUCCCUAUCGUCGAGCUUUGCUGGUCUCAAAAAAAUCCUACUACUUUGCAUCGUUGUUGCAUAUGUGGACUGGUCCAUCAUUGGAUAUGUCCAAAAUAUCAGACAAUUGUUGGUGAAUAUCUUAUUGUCCGUUACUUUAGUCCUGGCGAUGGCUUACAAUGAGAGAAAGCUUCUUCUGGAAUUCAUUAAGAAGUCUAAGCCGGUGCCAGUAAAAGAAAACUAA
Molecule: messenger RNA, 1659 nt
Organism: Eremothecium gossypii ATCC 10895
Lineage: Eukaryota; Fungi; Ascomycota; Saccharomycetes; Saccharomycetales; Saccharomycetaceae
Gene: RFT1
Product: glycolipid translocation protein
Exons: 1
Coding region: 1-1659 (552 amino acids)
Biological process (GO): glycolipid translocation; dolichol-linked oligosaccharide biosynthetic process
Cellular component (GO): endoplasmic reticulum membrane
Source: RefSeq, marked provisional